GUGCGCGCUUCUUGCCGUAGAGCAAAACGUCCUGACAAAUCAAAGAUGGCUGCUUCCUCAUUGACAGGGGGAGGUUUCAAUGUCCUCCGACGGUUUGCAGGACAGAUACAUUCAAGAUUAUGUGGAGUAGCUUUGCUGCAGACUGCAUGUUGUAUUCACACAAGUGCACCCCUCGAUGGGCGCAAGAAAUGGGAGAGGAACAACUUGAUCGUCUACCCACCUCAGCAAGCCGAUGAACCACGCCGACCAGCGGAGGUGCACCACUGUCGAAGACAAAUUAAAUACAGCAAGGACAAGAUGUGGUACUUAGCCAAACUGAUCAGAGGAAUGACGAUUGACCAGGCCAUUGCUCAGCUCGAGUUUAAUGACAAGAAAGGUGCCAAAAUAAUGAAGGAGGUUCUACAAGAAGCCCAGGAGAUGGCAGUAAAGAGUCAUAAUGUUGAAUACAAAUCUAAUUUGUAUGUUGCGGAGUCCUUCUCAUCCAAGGGCAAGUAUCUGAAGCGGAUCCGCUACCAUGGCAGGGGGAUGUUUGGCAUCAUGGACAAGGUGCACUGCCAUUACUUUGUCAAGCUGGUGGAAGGCCCCCCUCCAGCGGUCGAAACCAAGACGGGCUUCGACCAGGCCAAGGAGUAUGUCCAGGAACUGAAGAACCGCACCAUCAUUCAUUCUCUUUAGUUCAGCUUCUCAACAACAGCUCUGUGUGUGUGUGUGUGUGUGUGUGUGUGUGUGUGUGUCUGUGUGUGUGUACACAUGUAAAUAACCGAAUAAAUGCUUACCUCUUA
Molecule: messenger RNA, 782 nt
Organism: Alosa alosa (allis shad)
Lineage: Eukaryota; Metazoa; Chordata; Actinopteri; Clupeiformes; Clupeidae
Gene: mrpl22
Product: mitochondrial ribosomal protein L22
Exons: 7
Coding region: 46-675 (209 amino acids)
Biological process (GO): ribosome assembly; translation
Cellular component (GO): mitochondrial large ribosomal subunit; ribosome
Molecular function (GO): structural constituent of ribosome
Source: RefSeq, a predicted model, not a curated record